AUGGAACUUCUAGGAAAACUGGUCGUGAUUACUGGAGCAGCGCGCGGAAUUGGAGAAGCUUCAGCAAAGGAGUACGCCAGGCAGGGAGCACGCGUCGUCCUCCUCGAUAUACAACUGUCGCCGCAAGAGGAGAUUGCAAAUCAGAUACGAAGUGAUGGUCUAGCGGCUUGGGCCUUUAAAUGCGAUGUCUCUGAUGACAUGGAAGUGGCCAAUGUGGCAAAAGUCAUCAAGCAGGAAAUUGGUGUGCCGGAUAUCGUCGUCAACAACGCAGUCAUGAUCCAGACAGGAUCAGCUCUCAACGCCGAUAUUGAAAGUGUUCGGCGUCAAUUGGACAUCAAUGUCUUGGGUUAUCUUCGAAUUGCCCGAGCGUUUCUGCCGGAAAUGAUCAAGCGUGGCAGUGGACUCAUCGCGAAUACAGCUUCUCCCAACGGGCUCAAUCCUCCACCAAUGGUAUCGGGCAAUAUGUUUUCGUACUGCUUGUCCAAGGCUGGCACGAUUUCCCUUAGUCAAUGCAUGGCUGUAUCGCUCCAGACUACCGGUGUGAGGGUCUGUAUACUCGUGCCGGACGUGACGUAUACCAAGUCUGUGGAAGAACUCCAAGGAACAGCUCCGGAUAUGUUUCAUCAGGGGUUCAAGCAAUUUAUCAACACAAGCAGCACACCAGCCGACGCCGCUGCUAGGAAACUUGUGGAGGGCGUAAAGACGGGGAAAUUCUUUGUCAAUGCGUACUUUGAUGGUUAUGAACAAUCCUUAAAAGCUUGGGUGGACGGCGAGUUGGACCCAACUAUCGACUGGAUCACGAAAACGCAGAACGAAUUGAGCUGA
This is a messenger RNA of Neoarthrinium moseri, 825 nucleotides long. RefSeq lists its product as uncharacterized. Gene Ontology annotation, molecular function: oxidoreductase activity, acting on the CH-OH group of donors, NAD or NADP as acceptor. The record is from RefSeq and is a predicted model, not a curated record. The coding region runs from base 1 to 825 and encodes 274 amino acids. The transcript has a single exon. NCBI's taxonomy places the organism in Eukaryota, Fungi, Ascomycota, Sordariomycetes, Amphisphaeriales, Apiosporaceae.